AUGUCGUCCAAGGCCCGCGCAUCGACCACGUCCAAGAAGACGGACAAGUCCUCGUCGGUACCGGCGGAGAAGGACGAGCGCAAUGCGCGGCUGCGCUCCCACCUCGACGACCUCGACACGUACAUGGAGAAGCUCUACGAAGAGGACAUGGAGUCCAAGCUCGACGGCGUCACGCAGAUCCUCAACCUCUCGGAGUUUGGCGCCAACAUUGAGGUGCUCAUCCAGAACGAAGCACUCAUGAGCCUUCUCUCGCGCGUCCUCAACGACGAGUACAAGAAAUCGUACGACUUUUCGCUCAACAUGAUGCGCAUCUUUUGGUGCUACUCGAACUUUCUCCAGCUGCACCCGAUCCUGAGCAACUACCGCAUUGGCGCGAUUACGCUCAAGAUCGUCGACUUUGAGGUCAAGCGCCACGAGCUCCGGCGCGAAGAAGAGCGCGCGCUCGAGCGGACGAUCGCCGAGCAGCAGAAGGCGGGCAUCGAAGCCGACGCGGUCGCCAAGCUCAAGGCCGAGAAGAAGAAGAACAAGAAGCGGCUCAAAAAGCAAGACCAGCUCCUGUACGUCUGUCUCAGCGUGCUCUUCAACCUCGCCGAAGACAUUCACACGGAGCGUAAAAUGGUCAAGAAGAAGAUGGUGCAUUUUUUGGCCAAAAUGCUCGACCGCGUGACUCCCGAUUUGGUCAUUCUCACAAUCGGGUUUCUCAAGAAAUUGAGCGUUUUCGAGGAAAACAAGGAGACCAUGAUCGAGCUCCAAACGGCCCAGAUUGCGCUGAAACUCCUCUUUAACCUCUCGUGGGACGCCCGCGUGCGCGAGGCCAUGGUCAAAAACAGCCUCGUCCCGAGUCUCGUCGAGCUGCUCAAGAAGCCGCCUUUCCGCGCGCUCACGCUGCGUCUCCUCUACCACCUCUCGAUGGACGACCGGUGCAAGUCGAUGUUCACGUACACGGAGGCGAUCCCGAUCGUGAUGCAGCUCGUGAUCAAUUUUCCUCAAAACAUCGUCGCCAAGGAGCUCAUGGCGCUCGCUGUCAAUCUGAGCAUCAACGCGCGCAAUGCCGAGAUGAUGACGCAAAGCAAGGGCCUCGAAGCGCUCGUCCAGCGCGUCCUUCGCACGCGGGACGUGCUGCUCAUGAAGUGCAUUCGCAACAUUUCCCAAUGGUCGUAUACGAUCCAAGAAGAGCUCACGGCCGAGCGCAACUACAAGUACAAGGGGCUCUGGGCGCCGUUUGUGAUGCCUCUUCUCGAGCUCGCGCAAGGCUCGGACAACCACGACCUCGUCGUUGAAAUCCUUGGCACCUUGGGCAACAUGACCCCGAAUGACUUGCCGGCCAAGACAACAUGGGACAAGCUCCUCACGCAGUCCGUCUCGGUGAUUCCGUUCCUGAGCAAGCUGCUCGUGCGCGGCUUUUCUCAGGACGACGUCGUGCUGCAAGUCGUCAUGUUUGUGAGCGCACUCAUGCUCGAGCCCAAGUGCGCGCCGCUGAUCACGUCGUCGCGCAUCGUCCGGAGCUUCCACUUGAUCUUUCAAGACAAACAAAACGACUGCGAGCUCACGCUGCAGCUGCUCUUUUGCUUUUACCGUAUGCUCCGGCACCCCGAGACGCUGGAUGACAUUCUGUAUGGCUGCAACAUGCUCCCGGACCUGCUCCUUGCCGCCGACUCGGCCAAUAUCGAGGUGCGCCGCAUGUGCGAUACGGUCCUCGACGUCAUCAUUGACCACGACAUCCACGAAGGCGAAGUCGGCGAGUUUGGCCGCCAGAUUCGCCGCCGCCGGUUCGAGAUCCACAACGCAGAGUACCUCAGCAUGCUCCACCACCACGACGCCCACGACGACGAGCACGGCUUGCACCUUGGCGACGAUGACGAUCACCUUCGCCACGACGACGACGACAACUACCGUCAUCGUAAAUAG
This is a messenger RNA of Saprolegnia parasitica CBS 223.65, 1908 nucleotides long. RefSeq lists its product as hypothetical. The transcript has 9 exons. Lineage: Eukaryota; Oomycota; Saprolegniomycetes; Saprolegniales; Saprolegniaceae. Gene Ontology annotation, molecular function: kinesin binding. Gene Ontology annotation, cellular component: ciliary transition zone; kinesin II complex; axoneme. Gene Ontology annotation, biological process: cilium organization; microtubule-based movement. The record is from RefSeq and is a predicted model, not a curated record. Bases 1 to 1908 code for a protein of 635 amino acids.